Molecule: messenger RNA, 817 nt
Organism: Brienomyrus brachyistius
Lineage: Eukaryota; Metazoa; Chordata; Actinopteri; Osteoglossiformes; Mormyridae
Product: interferon-induced protein 44-like
Exons: 4
Coding region: 24-644 (206 amino acids)
Source: RefSeq, a predicted model, not a curated record
GUGUAUUAGCAGCAAGAAGAUGAAUGAAAUCAUGUGUCCUCUUCCAGUAUCGCACUUACCAGGUGAUGGCAGGUCGAGGAGGACAGCCUCUGGGAUUCCUCCUGUGUGACACCAUGGGAUUGGAGGCAACUGCGAAUGGAGGGGUGAAAUCUGAAGAUAUAGUGAGCAUCCUGAAUGGCUACAUACCGGACGAUUACCAGUUCAACCCUGCAUCACCAUGGCAACCUGGUGCUGGUCAGACAGAGUUACAAAUUAAGGACAGGAUCCACUGUGUGGUGUAUGUGAUAGACAGCUCAACAUUAGGAAUUAUGGAUACAAAAAUGAAGAAGAAAGUUGAUGAAAUCCGAAAGAAAACUAGUUUUCAAGAUGUGCCUCUAAUGGUGCUACUGACCCAUGUGGACAGAGCGUGCCCGCAUGUGGAAAAGGACUUGAAGAAGGUGUAUCACAGCUGCUACAUAAAGGAUAUGAUCUACAGAGCUAGCGGGUGUCUGGGCAUCCGACCAUCAAAUGUGAUUCCAGUGAAGAAUUACCAUGAUGAGAGUGAGCUGAAUAAUACCUGUGACAUCCUGCUCCUCAAGGCCAUGAAGCAGAUGCUGGACUUUGCUGACAAUUACUUUGACAACUGUGAGGAAAACACGAAGUAGAUAAAUUUACCAUAUUGAGAGGUUGUGCCGUUGCCUCAAUCUGUCCAUGUCCCUGUGUUUUACGCCACAGGUUAGGUCCCUAUAAACCUGCAUUAGGCUGUUUUUGUACCUUUCCUGACACUCAAACCUUUUCAUAGCCUGGAUUUAUAAUUGUCUUUUCACUUGAGUAUGAA